Molecule: messenger RNA, 2878 nt
Organism: Lycium ferocissimum
Lineage: Eukaryota; Viridiplantae; Streptophyta; Magnoliopsida; Solanales; Solanaceae
Product: trihelix transcription factor DF1-like
Exons: 2
Coding region: 341-2365 (674 amino acids)
Source: RefSeq, a predicted model, not a curated record
ACAUAACACAUUAUUCAGUAUAUAUUUGUUUUUGAAAACAAUUAUUUUAUAUUUAUAACAGCUUGGAUGAGCUAAAGUGACCACGCUUCUGGUUAUCUUGAUAAUAAAGAAAAUAAAUUUGCUUUCUUUUUUGUCUACACUUUUUCUUUGUAUUUUAAAGAGCUGUGAGAUUGACAGACAGAUCCCACCGAAAUAAAUUACUAACAAAUUCACCCACACCCCAUCUUCAUAAAAACCCAUAGAAUUCACCAAUCUUUUUUGUUGUUUGAUGAUUUAUUUUUAUUUAUAAUUUCAGCUCCUCUUUUCUUUUCUUUUUCUUUUGUUGUUCUUUCAAGAAAAGAUGCUUGGUGUUUCCUCAGGUUUAAUUACUAGUACUACUAGUACUUCAGGUGAUGGUGGUGCUGCCAUUCAGGCAGCAGCACCAUCACAGCCACCGCCGCCACAAGAAGCUAAUCCAGAAAGUGGUGGAAGCAGUGAGGGUGGCGGUGGCGGAGAUGUGACAGUUGGCGGUGGUGGUUUUAAUGAAGAAAGGAAUUCAGGUGGAAACAGGUGGCCAAGACAAGAAACUUUAGCGUUACUGAGAAUUAGAUCGGAGAUGGAUGUUGUUUUUAAAGAUUCAAGUCUUAAAGGACCCUUAUGGGAAGAAGUUUCCAGGAAAUUGGCGGACCUUGGUUAUCAUAGGAGUGCCAAGAAAUGCAAAGAGAAAUUUGAGAACGUUUACAAGUAUCACAGGAGAACUAAAGAUGGUCGUGCUUCUAAAGCAGACGGCAAAACCUAUCGGUUCUUUGAUCAGUUACAGGCUCUGGAAAACAAUCCAGCUUCUCAUUCUUUACCGCCACCUCCAUUGGCAGCAACACCACUAACCAUGGCAAUGCCAAUGCGAUCGGGAAACACUUCAAUUAAUCCUCCUCCAGUUCCAAUCACGUCACAAAAUAAUGCUUCAUCAACACAAAACAAUCAGCCUUUUACUGUUACUCAGAAUACUGUCGUGACAGCAGCAGCGCCAGCUGUUAGUCAUCCUAUGAUCACUACGCCCGCGUUGCCACUGUCACAACCACAACCAUCUCCAGCACCAGCACCAGUAGUACAACCGAUAACUAACUUGAACCAGAUAAAUCGGCCUCAAGGUAAUACCAAUACCGCGAGUUUUCUGUCAAAUUCAACUUCAUCUUCUUCGACUUCAUCAGAUGAGGAUAUACAAAGGCGGCACACGAAGAAGCGGAAAUGGAAGGACUUCUUUGAGAGGUUGAUGAAGGAUGUGAUUGAAAAGCAGGAGGAGUUGCAGAAGAAGUUCCUGGAAACGCUUGAGAAGCGCGAGAGGGAUAGGCUGAUGAGAGAGGAGACAUGGAAAGCACAAGAGAUGGCGCGAUUGAAUCGGGAACACGAUCUUUUAGUCCAAGAAAGAUCAAUGGCGGCAGCUAAAGACGCAACAAUCAUCGCAUUCUUGCAAAAGAUAACCGAACAGCAAAACACGCCGAUCCCAACCAGUACUAAUAAUACUUCUCCAGCUCAAAUGCAAUUAAAACUGCCCGAAAAGCCACUGGGCGCGCCACAAAAGCAAACACAACAACCACCAACACCAGCACCAGCACCAACACCAGCACCAACAGCUGUCGCGAUAUCACUACCAAUGACAAUACAUGCCCCAGUACCAACACCACAACCCCCACAACCAUUGUCAUUACCCAUGGUGGUGAAAUCAUUUGAAACUCCAAAAACCGAUAAUGGUGGGGAGAAUUUUUCUUCACCAAGCUCUUCAAGAUGGCCAAAAGAAGAAAUUGAAGCGUUGAUUAGUCUUCGAACAUGCUUAGAUCUGAAGUAUCAAGAAAAUGGACCAAAAGGACCACUAUGGGAGGAAAUUUCAGCGGGAAUGCGAAAACUCGGGUACAACAGAAAUGCCAAGAGAUGCAAAGAGAAAUGGGAGAACAUCAACAAGUACUUCAAGAAGGUUAAAGAAAGCAACAAGAAAAGACCAGAAGAUUCCAAGACUUGCCCAUAUUUCCACCAGCUUGAAGCAUUGUACAAGGAAAAAGCCAAGAACGAAGUUGUAGUACCAAAUACAGCUGGCUUCGGAUUAAGACCCGAAAACAGUAACUCCAUGGCUCCAAUCAUGGCUCAACCAGAACAACAAUGGCCACUUCCUCAGCCGCAGCUCCAACAACAGCACGUUCAAGGAACUCACAGCGAUAUUAAUCAAGAUCAUCAGGAUAAUGGAAGUGACAGCAUGGAUGAGGACGAUGAUGAUAUGGAAGAAGAUGACGAAGAUGAAGAUGGAAAUGGUUAUGAGAUAGUGACAAACAAGCAACCAUCAUCAAUUUCGGCUGCCAGUGUCACCACCACUGCUGCUGCUACUAGUGCAGUUUGAAUAAUCAUGAAAAUAAGACCAGCAAUCUCAAAUAGAGAAAUGAGGAAGCAGUGGCAUCAAAGAGCUAACAAAAAAAGAUUUGGGAAGUGACUGUGCAUUGGGAAUGGCAAAUGGGUCAACAGAUUUUGCAGAGAUUUGUCGUAUUCAAAAAUUCCUGUUGGCGAGAGAACGCGGUGACUGCAGUAAAAAAAAAAAUACCAUUUGGAAAUGCCAAGUUACACAUGUGGAUCUUUUUUACAUAUUUCAAUUUUUUUAAAAAAUUACUUUUGGUUUGGUAAGGGUAUAGUGUAAGUUUUUCAUUUUGGCAAGUUUUUCAUUUUGGUACAAGUUUAAUUUCACUUUCAUUAUUUAUUUAUUAUUUUGAAAAAAAUAAAGUUUAUUGAGGGAUGGGAAGGGAGACAAAUAGAAUAAAUGCAGGGAUAAUGUAAUUUGUACUUUUUUUUUCCUUCUAUUUUGUUCAUGGGGGUGUACAUGUAAGAAAAUGGUUACUGCAUUUACAUUUUUCUUCGAUUU